Molecule: messenger RNA, 1170 nt
Organism: Fusarium subglutinans
Lineage: Eukaryota; Fungi; Ascomycota; Sordariomycetes; Hypocreales; Nectriaceae
Product: C6 finger domain protein
Exons: 3
Coding region: 1-1170 (389 amino acids)
Biological process (GO): regulation of transcription by RNA polymerase II
Molecular function (GO): zinc ion binding; DNA-binding transcription factor activity, RNA polymerase II-specific
Source: RefSeq, a predicted model, not a curated record
AUGUCUACGAAUCGCAUGGAACAAACGCGCCAGAAGAAACCAGCGCGGCGGUCGAGAUACGGAUGCCGUAAUUGCAAGCUGAGAAAACUCAAGUGCGACGAGAGCAAACCGCGCUGUAAAAAAUGUAGCUCGUUUGGGGUAUUGUGUAACUUUGGGCUCAACAUUCCCGAUCUUCACCCAAUUACUCCCGACACCGUGAGGGCCGUGGUUCGAUGUAAGCCAUCGCCUCAGAGACCCGUCGCGAGCGCUGUGUGGACCUCUGAUGAGUACGCCAUCUAUCAGCUCAAUGCGAAAUGUCAAGACUUUGUGACGAGAUACUACGCUCGAAGUCUCUUGACGCCGGAUGAUGGGAACAUGAUCGACGUCAAUCGGAGGCUGUUCAGACUCGCCUUCACUAACCCUUGCUUGAUGCACGCUUCUCUAGCCGUGGCACUUACAUACGACCGCUAUCUAAACACCUCAGCAAGCUCACCCCGCAGUCUAGAGGAAUGCUACCACUGGUCUCAAAGUACAGCGCUCUUUAACAAGAAGCUACGCGAACCUGUCAAGACGCAGGACAAAGACCCAAUCUGGGGCACAGCGGCUGCGUUGGCCGUCUUGACGUUCUCAUCACCUGAUGCGUACAGGCCCGAGGACUCUUGGCCUCUAAAAACUGGCGACGAUGACCUCGAUUGGGUGUCUAUGAUCAGUGGGAAGAUGUCGCUGUGGAAUAUGGUGGACCCUCUACGAAAUGACAGCCUGUUUCGCGUUAUGGCCGUUACGAUUGCCCAGAUGCAGGCGCCUUUGCCAGAAAUCGGGAUACACGGUAUACCAGAGGAACUAGCCGCUGUCUGUCAUUUGAAAGAGACAUCUACGCUGGAUAAUCCUUAUUUCUACGCUGCGCAUGCAGUUUCGCGCAUCCUUUGUCUACCGAAUAGCCAAGUUACGACAGGGCAAACACAGCUUUUCACGCACAGAAUCGACGGCGCCUUCAAGGAACUGCUCCUUGCGAGAGACCCUGUCGCGUUAUUGCUGCUAUAUGUAUGGUAUCGCAAGGCAGGACGGAGUAUAUGGUGGGUCGAGCUUCGAGCGAGGGUGGAAUGCCCAGCGAUCUGUCUGUACCUACAACGCUAUCACGCGGAUGAGGUCGCGGUGCAUGCGCUGCUUCAGAGCGAUAUCACAAUCGGAUGA